AUGGAUAUCCCAAGGUUAAUAGCGGCCUUGUUACUUGUUUCCAUGGUAACACAGCCGUCACUCAGCGCACUUCUGUCCUACGAAGCCCAAGAUACAGUUCUUGAUCUAAUGACCGAGAAAGGCUUCAGUGGCCUGGUAACCACCAACCUGCUAAAGAAAGACGGACCUCGGCCUAUUUACCGCAAGGACCUGGGCACUAAUCAUAUUGCCUACUAUGAAAUCCUAAGCGGUGACGGGAAGGAAUUCUAUCUUCUGUCUGCUGGUUCCAAAACCGGUGAUAACCGGUUUGUAGAGAGCGGUGAGAUCAAUGCUACUGCUCAGCAAUACCGUCCAACUGAUGCGCUAAACAUUCAAGCAAGAAAGAAUGGCCAGAGUUGUUACAGGCAUUACCGUCUUAGCCAGGCUGGGUUGUACAUGUGUGAAGACCAGCGUGGAACUCCUGUCGCCGCCACGUAUAAUUGGACUUCAAACGCGCCGGUUAGUCUGUGGUUUUUGAAGUUUUUGAUAUUAAAGGGGUAUUUGUAGGAUUACAACAUUUUUCUCUACUUUCGCUACAAAAAUAAUGACGGCCGUGAUACCUUUAAGAAAACUGACAAUCAUCAGCAAGACAGCCCAGGGCUGUAUGCAGGCAGACGACUUAUUUUUAUGAUUAUGAUUAUGAUCAUUAUAUUAUUAGCAGUUCUUCAUUUAUUUAUUUAUUUAUGUUUGUUUGUUUUCGAUGCAAAGCUUCGUGGUUAAUUUUACCUUGGUAUGCGAUUAAAUAAAUAAUAUUAGUUUCCUCGUGGUCAGUGCCAUACAUGUAGCCAGUUACUUCAUUGUUUGUCUUAUAACAGAGCCAGCCCAUAUACUAAAUAUUAAAAAGCAACAUACUGAUUUUUGUACCAGUCUAUUUAUUUUGUUUCAUUCAUAUUGGAUAAGUUUUUCUUUCUCAGAAUCCUUUUUCUCAAACAAAAAUAGCAAUCUAAAAAUAAUAAUCAGUAUACAAGAGUUAACUGAGAUUCAAGCAAAAAAUUGCGAACUUUUUUCUUGAAUUUUGUACAAUAUUUUCGUUAUUUUUCUAUGAGCACGACGGAAAGAAGCACUGCUGUUUAAGCCCAGGAACAGAGACUGGAAAUAAGUUGUGUAUUCGCUUUCAGAUUAAUACCUCGCAGUGGAAAAGUUUAGCUGGAAUGGUAAAGUUAAGCCUUGUAGACUUUAACAAAGAAUGGAAAGAGCUCUCGUACGAAGUUGGCGAGGAAGGUGAAUGGGGGAGCCUCAAGUACACACAGAAUGUAAAGAAAGAAGAAAGAUACGGAGAAGAUGUUUUGGAGGCAGGAUCUAAAGCCAGGGUGUCUCUGGGAUUGCGCUCCCAGUCUAAGGUAUCUCCAAGGAUACUGUUCUCUGGUACAGGUGGCAAAAAAAGUGAUCUUGCAAGCGCUGAAUGGCAGAAGAGACUUUGUCAAGUUCUGAGGAAUGGUGAGAUGUGGCUUUCCAAUAAAUCGCAGAUUUAGGCAUGAGAGAUUUUAAGACACUUUCGUCCCCAGAGGCUGCGAUCCUGUUGUUUAGGACGCUGACCAAAAAGGAACGCGGCCUCUGGGAACGAGGAUGAUAGCACGACGGCGACAGCGGCAAAAACAUCACGUGAUCACUACAAAAGUGAAUUCGCGUUCGUAGAUACUUCAUCAUGAUUAUUCUAAUUUGCUCGUGACUCUGUCAAUCCUAGGCGAACUCUCCUCAGUGGAGUUCAAAGAAUAAAGAAUCUGCUGUUGGGACAUGAUAUUACGAGAAAUAUUCUUCAUCACCAGGGGCCAAUUUGAUAAAACUUUUACACGAUGUUUAAUUAAUUUUAAUACAACUGUGCCUAUUGUUUUAAGGUCUAAAAACAACAGCUACACUUGUAAAUUACCCUUGUUAUCACGGUUAUAUUAAAUUGACCCCAUUUUUUCGAACGUCACUGAUACCGGGUUCGCGACAGGAUGGGUUCCGCUCUGUGCAACGUUCGAGAAAUUGUUUUCUCUGUAAUCUCAAGGAGAAAACAUAUGCAAGUCCCGAAAGAGAGAGAGAAAACUGAUUCGUCAGUAACGGAUAACAAAUGUACCAAAGAGUGUGAUGCGCGUGCGAUGUUAUUGUUUUGUUAUUGCUGUUUUGAUGUUCUUGUUGCCGUAAACUGGGAGGAGUGUAAGCUUAGAGUUUAGGGGGUAGGGGGUAGGGGUAGAAACUGGUCAAGCAAAAAGCUUUCCUGUCCCCCACCCCGCGCUUCUCGUGCUCUGCAUUGAUAUUCGCGUCCAGUUCCUGGUUAACCCCUUAUCCCAAACUAAGAACGAAAGCAAAACAAGAAUAGUAAUAAAAUUGAGGUGCAAGAAAAAUUUAUUAUGUGAUAUUUCUUAAACAUAAUGUACAAGAGCACAACGAUAAAGAGUUAAACCUGCAAGAAUUUUGGAAGUAACCUUUUAUGAUUGUCUUGGUCAAAAAUUGCUCGUAAUCUGUCAAAUAUAAAAUGGUGCAAUGGUUUCUGUAAUGAAUUGUUCUCAUGUUUAUUUACUGUACGUAAAUUUCAGUUUGUACCGGUCGCGACCUGACUGUGGUGAACAGCCAACUAUUUUUCGUCGCUCGGAAUGGUAUUAAUUAUUUUGAGCUGGCCAUUCACCAAGAUCACCUUACAGUACAGAAAGUGCUCAUGAACACAGACGUCAGUUUUAGGAUUCAAGUGACUCUAGCCGAUGGAACGGUGGUAGAAAAACGUUUUGGCAUAGAGACGAACUACACCUCUCGGACCAAACGUUGGAGUUCUUGGUCCUAUUGGAGUAUCUACUCCCCGCAUUUGUUUCCAAACUACAACCAACACAGAUGUUGCGGAUGUUAUAGUGGCUGCGGACCAGUGGCCUGGGCACAGAUAUUUGCUUAUUAUGACAGGUAAAACUCGUUAUUAGCGUAUCGCCCCAUUCUCGUCCCCGGAGCCCCUCGUUCAUCUUGGUUACAAAUUAAGCCGAGUGGCUUGGGGACGAGAAUACGUAUCGCUCCAUAUAAGGUAGUCCGGCUACAUUUUACCUGUGGAAUCUGAAACCUUGGGUGUUGGAAUCAGGAAUUCAGCUCAGGAUCCCGGAAUCAAGUACCUGGAAUCUAGACUCUACAGAGUGAAAUCCCUGGAAUCCAGUAUCCAAGAGCUUCCAAGGCUCUCUUGGAUGAUAUCCUUACACAGGGCGAAGUGUGUUUUAUCUCCCGCAACUUCAUUAGAUAAGAUUUUUCUCUACCUGGCAUUCGAAGGAAGCCUCUUUGACAGUACUUUCACAUGAUACUACUGUUUAUAUUUCUUGUUUUACUGCACAAGGAUUCUUUAAACUUCAUUGGGUCUGUAGACAAAAUCCUAUUGGUGAUGUGACCAUUCAAAUGAAAGUCACUGGGCAGAGCUUUUACCUGAAGCUAUUUGUUUUCGGUUAGCGCCGAUCCUGCCUUUAGCUAUGUAUUUAAAAUCAGGGCGUAUAAGUUGUCAGUGUGGGUAACCCAGGAUUUUCGCUAGUGUUACUCGUAACAACCAGCUGAACUGAUCACUUCUACGCCAAAUGGAAGAAAACCUUGGCCUCACUUGUCUUCAUUGACGAACUUAUCCUUAUUUAUUUAACAGAUUGGCACAUCUCUCGUCAUCAUACGGAUAUAAUAAGAAGCUCUAUCAAGGCUUUUACGGUGUUUCUGGGAGCUCUGCAUACCAGCCACCGGGGUACACUGUAAGUAGAUACUCAUAGGCUUGAAACAAAUUAUCUAGCGCCCAGGCCUCAAUUGAUCAAAGGGUGUAUAACGCCGCUAUCCACUGAAUAAAUCCCUAUCCGGUGGAUAACGCAAUUCGUUUCCCUCAAAAAAAUAUUUUUUCCCUCAUCAAAAUGUUCAAAACUCAAGUGCAGCCACGAGCCGCAAUGACAUGACAUUGACAGUUUUUAAGGCCAUUUCCGUUGAACUUUCUCGGAAGAUCACCUGCACGAGAAAGAAAACCAAAUAGCCGAACCAUGACGUCAUUCCAUGGUUUGUACUCUUAUCGAACAUAGCUCUCGACCAAUUAGCGCGCUAGAAAUCGCUUGUGCCGAUGGAAAACGCGCACCGAUGGAUAACGCUAUUCAACGUUUGAAAAACCAGGAUCAGAUUUCAAACCUUGAGUUGCGGCCUCCUUUGUCUUAAAUCUUUUUCGUAUCUUUAUCAAACAGCCCAGAUAUUACGUUGAAAAUAUCCGCGCCCAGGUCGAUACUUUCUGCUUAUUUGGAGGCGGAGCGACAACACACUGGGAUAUGACCGACAGCAAACUGUGGAACUGGUACCUAGCCCGACAGAGUCCCCUGGGAGGUAGCCUGUCGUCCUACACGAGUUGGUGGUCCAGUCUCCCUGGGAUAUAUCGCCCUUGGAUCAGAAACUCCGCAAUCAAUGCCGUCAAGGCCCGGUAUCCUGCCAUCGUGGGGAUCUGGGUCGGCUCAUCUCAGCAUUACGCCGUUGCUACUAGAUACCGAUCAAGGUGAGAAUGUUUAAGUGAUUUAUGUGGCUGAGAUAAAGUUAAAUUCAAGUCAGUUCGCCCAGUUGUAUCUAUCGAGUGCCACGUGACCUACCCGACACCUUGGCGGUUGCAUUUAUGCACACUAGAUCAUACGUUCCUUCACACUGUAUUUCAGAUGAUUUUCUAUUGAACUUGCACGCUAUUCCAGUAAGACAAAGGACCAAAUCUCCUGAGAAUCACGCUAGGUACACUGAGGCAAGACAACAAACUAGGUAAUAAGGCCAUUUGCUUUCACGUACUGAUAGUCUCAAUGCAUCAUUGUCAAAAUUACAUUUGCUUUCAACUACGAGCGCAAACGUAGAUUAUAAGAAUAGUUAAAAAGACAAGUUGUAUUUUUGAACAAUAUCAAAAAUACACUGCAUCACUACUCAUGAUUUCGGUUCAUAAAGUUAGCGCUAGCCCGGCACACCCUUUGGUAGGGCUGUGGCUGAGUUCUCAGGUUGCCGGGUCAGGGUAUGUGCAGUUAGUUAGCGGACAAUUGAACAGCAAGGGAUUUCUUUUGGUUCUAUUUUCAGUCUUAGUAGUCUUGAUUCCUAUGAAAAUAGCCGUGGUCAUGCCCAUAGUAGCCUUGCGAAAUCCCCGGUCCUGAAUGACAGCUGCCGUUUCUCGAAAGUCCCGAUAUCUUUUCGGGCCCGAAGGCAAAUUUUGAAAUCAAAACUACUUGAAUAAUAGCAAACUUCCUAGCUCACUAACAGCCAAUUUUGCUUCGUUAACUGAUAGUUUCAAUGCAUCGUUGUCAAAAUUAUUGAAACUUUGAUCUUGAACACAAACACGGCAAACACAGAACAGUUUUUCGGGCUCGAAAAGUUAGCGGGACGUUCGAGAAACGGGCCCCCUGGUCUGACACCACAACCAAAGCGUUUUUUUACUUUUCAGAUACAAGAAAUGGCGAAUCUGCUUUUGGUUUUUCGGUUGGCAUUGUGGUCCGUGGAUCUACCGUUAUGAUCAUGAGUGGUACCUGCAUAUGGGAUGGGGAGGCAGUGGAAACACCUGGCGGAAGGCUAAGGCAUUCUCUGCCUUUGUCGCUAGAAAAUAA
Porites lobata is the source of this 5549-nucleotide messenger RNA. Lineage: Eukaryota; Metazoa; Cnidaria; Anthozoa; Scleractinia; Poritidae. The record is from the annotation of a GenBank genome assembly.